Messenger RNA from Ilex paraguariensis (yerba mate), 582 nucleotides. NCBI's taxonomy places the organism in Eukaryota, Viridiplantae, Streptophyta, Magnoliopsida, Aquifoliales, Aquifoliaceae. The record is from the annotation of a GenBank genome assembly.
AUGUUAAAGGCUACGGAACUGGGAUACUCUGAGUUGAGUAGGUUCCACCAUAUAACUACUGAUGGAUGGAAAGUGUUAGAAAAUGACAGACAAACCUUGGAAAUGAUUAACUAUGUUGAUAGCGAUAGAGUCAUUGAUGUUUAUGUUGAGCACAUCAAUCCAAAUGUGUUUAUCCACAAUCAAGUUGAUUCAAAUGCAGGUGGUUUGGUGGAAAAUCAAAAGAAAAAUCAAAACUUUGAAAGUUCUAAUGAGAGUGGCUCGUACUCAGACGGAGAGUCCUUAGAGUAUGAAUACUUUUAUGAUAGUGAGUAUGACAUGCAUGAUGAUGAAUUGUAUGAUACUUUUGUGGAUCAUGAUGUUGAAUUUGUUGGUGUUAACAAAGGGAAAAGAAUGGAGGAAGACAAAGGAGUUGCCAAAGGAAAAAGAAUGGAGAAAGGCAAAGGAGUUGCCAAAGGGGAAGAAGCUGGUGACAGGGGCACAAUUAUGCAGGACGUUAAUGAUUUUUAUGGUGAAGAAUAUGACACAAAUGAGUUGGUCAGUCUUAGUGGAUCAUCAUUAAAGGAAGUUGCCUAUAAGAUAUAA